Centruroides sculpturatus (bark scorpion) is the source of this 1211-nucleotide messenger RNA. RefSeq names its product chorion peroxidase-like. The coding region runs from base 127 to 1182 and encodes 351 amino acids. Lineage: Eukaryota; Metazoa; Arthropoda; Arachnida; Scorpiones; Buthidae. Gene Ontology annotation, biological process: response to oxidative stress. The record is from RefSeq and is a predicted model, not a curated record. Gene Ontology annotation, molecular function: heme binding; peroxidase activity. The transcript is spliced from 9 exons.
CAACUGAAUCAGUUAACAGCUUACAUCGAUGGGUCAAAUAUAUACGGUUCGACUAAAGAAGUGGCGGACGAAUUACGAAGUUUCAGCGGUGGUAAAUUGAAAAUCAAUUAUCAAAAUGGAGCGGUGAUGUUACCGAGAGUGAAUAAAAGAAACGAACAAUGCGAAAGAAAACAAACAGAACGCUUUUGUUUCAUGUCUGGUGAUAUAAGAGUAAAUGAAAACAUCAAUUUGGCCAUUAUGCACACCAUCUGGUUAAGAGAACACAACAGAAUCGCAGGAAAACUCCAGGAGAUUAAUCCUUCGUGGGACGACGAGAAAUUGUAUCAGGAAUCGCGUCGAGUAGUUGCUGCUCAAAUCCAGCACAUCACUUACAAAGAAUUCCUUCCGUUGUUACUAGGACAUACGGUGUUUAAUAUUUUCAAACUGAAUUUAAAAUCGAGGGGAUAUAGUUACGAAUACAAUCCAUCAAUUAAACCGUCGAUAUUGAAUAGUUUCGCUACGGCAGCUUAUAGAUUUGGACACACUUUAGUACAAGGCCUAGUCGAUUUGAAGAACGAAAAAGUCGUCACUCGUCAGUUCUCUCUUUCCGAUAACUUAUUUAAUCCGGCAUUGUUAUACAGAAAGAAUCACAUAGAAAUGUUACUGAGAGGAAUGAUCGAUCAGCCGUCUCAAACGUUCGAUAGAUUUAUUACUUCACAGUUGACCAACCAUCUUUUCGAGAGACCGGGAGAAAAAUUUGGACUAGAUUUGAUAUCGAUGAACAUCCAACGAGGAAGGGAUCACGGUCUUCCCGGCUACAAUCAAUGGAGGAAAAUCUGCAAACUAACUCCCAUUACAACUUUUUCGAAGUUGGAAGAAGUCACUGGAAAACAAACGGCUGAUAUAUUCCGUCGGUUGUACAAAUCGGUCGAUGAUAUAGAUUUAUUUGCGGCAGGAAUUGCGGAAUAUCCUAUGUCGGACGGCAUCGUGGGGCCGACGUUUGCUUGUAUAAUUGCCGAACAGUUUCGGAGACUUAAAUACGGAGACAGAUUUUGGUACGAGAAUGGCAAACAAGAAACGUCUUUUACUCCGGAGCAACUAAAACAGAUAAGAAAAGCCAGUUUAGCUAGAAUCCUCUGCGACAACUUUGAUAACUUACAUCAAGUUCAGAAAGACGUGUUGAUUAGGCACGCCGAUUGUUGAUUAAACUUAAUUCUAAUAGGAAUCCCAAG